AAACGCUUGAGAAUAAUACGCGCACUCUCGUCAGAUAUUCCGCGCUAGCGAACAUUCAGCAUCCUCGAGGAAAACGUGCAGGUGCACAGGUCAGAUCACGCGGAAGUGACGUGCGCGCUCACGCGAUUGGCAUUAAAGCUUCGGGAUUAGAUCGGAGGAGCACAGCCGAGACAAAUGGUGCGAAGAGAAGAGGAGAUACUUUGCAGUCGGCGCUAGAAGCAUCUCGGGAAAUGAGCGUCAACUUCUGUGGAGCUGUUUCUCUGCUGAAGGAGGAUCAUGCGUGGCAUCACCGUCAGUUAAGACUUCGCCAAACCAGGAUCCAGCAGCUUUCUUGAACCCCAGACCAGGUGUGUCAUAAACCCCAACAAAAUUAAUCUGUAAAGCCUCGCCACUCAUUUCCCGUCGGGUGAGAAGGGCAUCUGCCCAUGCACACGCACAGCACCAUGGGAAGCUCCCCAGAGGUGUUGUCCUGGACGUCCUGUCCCAGUCUGCUGGUGGGGAAGAUGAAGGAGAAUCUCAAGAUCACAGUCGUUGGUGACUCAGUGAAGAAAACCAACACUAACGUUUCUCCUCAAACGCUGCUUCCGCCGGCACCACCUCCACCGGAGAUCAUCGCAGACCUGGCUCCGCCCACCACCCUUCCCAUGCAACUGCAGCAUAUGCAGCUCCCCUGCAGAGACGCCGAGGCGGGCGGCACCAGCACUCCAUGCACGGCCCUCAGCGAGGACUCAACGCGGGAGCAGGGAAACUUCGACAACAGUGUGCUGCAGCUGCAGGAACACGAGGAGGCCGAGACGCCGGGGUCCUGCGGUCAGGGAGACUGCGGAAGCUGCACGGAGGAGAAAAAUGAGGAAGGCGGGUGUCCAAUGAACCACCGCAGGGACGACAAACACCACCAUCCACAUGAAGACAUUAAAUUGCACUUUCAUCGAGCCGGGACGGGCAGCGGUGGAUUCCUAGAGGGACUGUUCGGAUGUUUGAGACCUGUGUGGAAUAUUAUCGGGAAAACAUACUCGACUGAGUACAAACUUCAGCAGCAAGUAGACCUGUGGGAGGUGCCUUUUGAGGAGAUCUCUGAGCUGCAGUGGCUGGGCAGCGGAGCGCAGGGCGCCGUGUUCCUCGGAAAGUUUCACUCCGAAGAGGUCGCCAUCAAGAAAGUCAGAGAGCAGAAGGAGACUGAUAUCAAACACCUGCGCAAGCUGAAGCAUCCCAACGUCAUCAGCUUCAAGGGUGUUUGCACGCAGGCCCCGUGUUACUGUAUCAUCAUGGAGUAUUGUGCUCAAGGGCAGCUGUACGAGGUUCUCAGGGCCGGACGUAAGAUCACGCCACGGCUGCUGGUGGACUGGGCCUCAGGGAUCGCCAGCGGCAUGAACUACCUGCACCUCCACAAAAUCAUCCACAGGGACCUCAAGUCUCCAAAUGUGCUAGUCACUCAAAAUGACAACAUGAAGAUCUCAGACUUUGGAACAUCUAAAGAGCUCAGUGACAAGAGCAUGAAGAUGUCAUUUGCCGGGACGGUGGCCUGGAUGGCUCCCGAAGUGAUCCGGAAUGAGCCGGUGUCGGAGAAAGUAGACAUUUGGUCAUUCGGGGUGGUGUUAUGGGAGCUGCUGACUGGGGAGAUCCCCUAUAAGGAUGUGGACUCAUCUGCCAUCAUCUGGGGUGUUGGGAGUAAUAGCCUCCAUCUGCCUGUGCCGUCCACCUGUCCCGACGGCUUCAAGAUCCUCAUGAAACAAACCUGGCAAAGUAAACCCAGAAACCGUCCGUCCUUCAGGCAGAUCCUUCUCCAUCUGGAUAUCGCAGCGGCGGAUGUGCUCGGGACGCCACAGGAGACCUACUUUAAAUCUCAGGGGGAAUGGAGAGAGGAGGUGAAGAAGCAUUUCGAGAAGAUCAAGAGUGAAGGCACCUGCAUCCAUCGACUGGACGAGGAGCUGAUUCGACGCAGAAGAGACGAGCUCAGACACGCUCUGGAUAUCCGAGAGCAUUACGAGAGGAAACUGGAGCGAGCUAAUAACCUGUACAUGGAGCUCAGCGCGAUCAUGCUUCAGCUGGAGGUGCGAGAGAAAGAGCUGCUCCAGAGAGAGCAGGCCGUGGAGAAGAAGCAUCCCGGCACGUACAAACGGCAUCUGGUUCGGCCCAUUGUGCGCCCCAAUGCUGUUGAGAAGCUCAUUAAGAAGAAGAGCGGCAUGAACCAUAAACCCGGGACACAACAGCCAAAGAGACCGGAUCUGCUGCGCUCCGAUGGCAUUCCCAGCACCGAGCCUCUUCCGGCUCCGUCCCCGUUAUCAGGAAGCCCGAAAGUGUCCACCCCGCCUGGGAAAGCCCGGUACCGCAGUAAACCCCGCCACCGGAGGGCCAACAGCAAAGGCAGUCACAGUGAGUUCCCAGGGGCCCUCAAACCUGAUUCAGGGCCGGCGGAGGAGCAGGAACCCCUGCAGGAGCAAAGCUACCACCACCACCAUCACCCUCCGCCCGAGGGCCCGCUGUUACCGAUGCAGAACCGUGACAUCGCUGUAGCCACAUGUGCCAACAACCUGCGUUACUUCGGGCCGGCCGCUGCGCUCCGCAGCCCACAGACCGACCACCUGCAGAGGACACUGUCCGGCUCCAGUCCCGACCUGAUCUCCACGGCUGUAGACGCUGAUUCACGCAGCCGCAGGUGCUCUAUCCCUCCCUCCGUGGGUUCGGGUCCCGGGCUGCUGUGUCCCUGCUGCCAGGCUCAUCCAUUCCCCGGCUGCAUACACUGUCAGGAGACGCCCGCCGCUCCCAGACACCCCCAGAUCCCUCAUUACUCACUGCUGAGCACCAGAGAAGAGACGCCGCCCGCCGAUAAGACAUCCUCCAGCGGCCUGCUGCACUCGCCCAGAGCCCUGAGAAACGGGCGAGACGAGUCUUCUGAGGAAGAGGAAGGAGAGGUUGACAGUGAAGUUGAGUUUCCACGCAGAGCGCGGCCUCAUCAAUGCAUCAGCAGCUUCAAGUCGUACUCCACCUUCAGCUCGGAGAACCUGUCGGUGUCUGACGGCGAGGAGGGAAACACCAGCGAUCACUCGCUCAGCGCCGGUCAGGAGGAGCAUCUGGACGAGCUCCUGUCCCACACGCCUGAGAUCCCCAUCGACAUCUCCACGCAGUCCGACGGUCUGUCUGAUAAAGAGUGCGCCGUCCGCCGGGUCAAGACACAGAUCUCUCUGGGCAAGCUGUGUGCUGAUGAGCACAGCUACGAGAAUCCGCUGCAUUUCCGAGAUUCCGACUGCGACACGUCGGAUGCAGAAUGUUCCGACGCAACCAUCAGGAACAAACAGCCCUGCGCUCCUUCAUCCUGGUGAGGGGCAGGCUUCGGAGGAAACACGGCAAUAAUGACCCGACCUAUCCCAUAAUCCACCUCUCUCUCUGAGCAUCUCAGGCAGAUUCCUCCGAAGUGAUAAUGUAGCGAGAGUAACAUGCUUAACUUAUACUUUAUUACAAGCCGGAGGAAACGAAAUCAGGAACUCAGACUUCCUCGGAGUAUUAGUGCUGAAGUGUUGAAAGCGACUCGCUUCCAGUUAGACUAGUUAAAAGGUGUUUGUGUGUGUGUGUGUGUGUGUGUGUGUGUGUGUGUCUAGGUACGUCAGCGAAAGUGUUAAGUGUGUUUGCCCUUCAUAAUAACUAAGUUUGAGCACCAGCAGGAACGAUUUCUGACUUCCUAGAUGUGUGGAAGUAUCCCAUCAUGCCUGCUUGCUCAGCAUUUGAUCAGCCAAUCAGAUCGCUGCUGCGGACAAACAGGAAGUCAAAGAACAAUUGCUGUAUAAAAACGAUCAAAUCCGUGUUUGAGCUGAAGCCAAGCAGCUUUAAUCUCAUCUCAGGACUGUGUUUGAGGAGAGCGGUGGAAGUAUAUUAUCAACUUCAGCUACAGAUGGCUAACGUUUGGAAUAAUUCAUGUUUUUUACGAAAGAAGUCUCUUUUGGUCAUCAAGGCUGCGUUUGUAAAAUACAAUAAAAUCUGAUAAAAUGUCAAAUAUUAUUAAGGUUUAAAAUAUGUGAUGUCUAAAUGAAUAUAUGUUAAACUGUAAUUUAUCUCUGUGAUACAUCGCUGUAUUUUCAGCAUCAUUCCUCCAGUCUUUAGUGUCACAUGAUCUUCAGAAAUCAUUCUGAUUUAGUCUUUUCCUGCUUAAUUAUUAUUAGUGCUCACUUAUUAAUAGUAGUUGUUGUUGUUAUUAUCAAUUUUGAAAACAGUUUUGUGGAAACAAACUUUUUUCAGGAUUCUUUAAUGAAUAGAAGGUUUAAAAGAACAGCAUUUAUUUGAGCUUUUGUAAAAUUAUAAAUGUCUUAACUCUCGCUUUUGAUUAAUCGAAUGCUUUCUUGCUAAAUAAAAGUAUUGUUUUUUGGGGUUUCUUUGCAUCUCCACUAAAAUAUGAAGCAGCACAGCUGUUUUCAACAUUGAUGAUAAUAAUAAAUGUUUAUUAAGCAGUAAAUCAUCAUAUUAGAAUGAUUUCUGAAGAUUAUGUGACACUGAAGACUGGAGGAAUGAUGCUGAAAAUUCAGCGAUGUAUCGCAGAAAUAAAUUACAUUUUAAUAGAGAUUCACGUAGAAAAGAGUUGUUUUUAAUUGUAAUAAUAUUUUAAAAAAUUUAGCAAAUAAAAUAGGAUAUGUGAGCAUCAGAGACUUCUUUCAAAAACAUUUAAAUGAUAUUUUUCCACUCUUUUGCACAGUAGUGGUGAUGUUCUGGAGAUGCAGUGUCCCUUAAGAGUUAAAGCAACGUUUAAAAAAAAAAACUUCAUUAUUUUUUUUUCGUGCAAAAAAAGCAUCUUAAAAGUAUAAAGUUACAUCUGUGUUCCGUUCAAGAAAGUCCAGACGGGUUUGGGACAACACGGGGGUGAAGAAAUAAUGACAGAAUUGCGUUUUCUUUUGGUUAAACGAUCCCUUGGAAGCGUCUUUUAGCGUUAAUAGCAUGCCGUUGACGGAGACAGACCUUUAAACGAGCUCGUUUGUUUAAGGACAAUAAACAAUCAGCAAUAACGUCGCUUUUGUGCUCAGGCUUUCGAGAAUCAUUCGCUCAGGAUGACUGUCUAGCCGGCUGGACAGAUGCCAGCUUUGUAAAAGACCUCUAUUUUUGCAGAUUUGAGUUCAUUAUUUUUACACAUCGACUAAAAACGAAAAGGAAAUAGUCCCAUGCUUUUUUGCUGGUUUAUGCUCAGGUUCAAUGCUUUAUAGAGUCUCUACUAGGGAUAAAAACGAAAAAUAAAAAGUGUUCGUCUUGUUUCAGUCGGUCAAACCGGAUUCGUCCGUGUGUAAAUUGUUUUUAUUCAUCAUUUCCUUACGAAAGGGACACUGCAGCUUCCAGCAUAUCUAUAUUUAAUUAGUGCAUUCAUAUUCAACCUGUGUUUAGAUAUAGAUGUUAUAGCACUAGUUAAAAUAACUUCGGUAAAUGCAGCCGGAUGUGUUUCUGGCAUGUGAAAUAAACUGUGAAUAUUAUUAUUUUCUGAAAUGUUACUAAAAGAAGCCUCGCGAGAUGUAAUUGCACAUUAAAAUUACAGUAUCAGUGCGUUUCGAGCAAGCGAACAAAGCAAAGGCCACUGGAAACGAAUGCAUUUUUUGCCUUUUUUUAACCAUCUGACUUCAAUCUGAAACUUGUUUUUAACAGCUCAAUCAGUUUCGACCACAAAACAUGAAAGAUUGCAGAAGCAAAACGGGUUUUCAUGUUGACUUCGUGUCUUUGAAGGAGGAAAUCAGCCAUUAUUACUUGCAUUACUUCAGUCGUUUCUGUUCACUACGAUGGUAACGUGAUAAAAACGCAAGAUUUGUUGAACGAAGGCGAACAGAAAACACGCACCAACCUCAUUCUCUCUCCGUUUACAUGAUCCACUAAAGAUGGUUUUUAGUGAGUGUUGAUGAAAUAUGAUGAUGUAUGAAGUCUUUCCGGCCAUAGCGCCACCACAAAUCCUGUAAAUCAUGAGUUUAAUUUAAUUUAAUGUAAAAAAUGUCUUUCUUUUUUGUAGCUGGUCUACACAAACAUUUAUUUAUUUUGAAGCACGAGUUAAAUUGAUGGGUUUUUUUUUUUCAUCUCAUAAUAGUCUCAUGCAUGUUAUAACUGUCUUCUGAAGUAUUACAGAUGGUGUCUUAAAAGGAAUCCAGUAAUUAUCUCAGAAUUGUUUUAUUUAUUUUUUAUUAUAGAAGCCCAUUUCUGCCAUGGAAUAAAAUAAUUGUGAUAAUUGCGACUUGUAUCACAAUUCAGACUUUUUGUCUCGAUUCUAAAAUAAAAACAACCACAACUGUACGACGUAAAAAAGAAAAACUCAAAAUAGUCAGAUAUAAACUAAGAUUUGCGAGAAAAAAAGAGAAUUCUAUUGCUUUUUUUUUUAGAAUCGAGACUUUCUAAAAAAAAAUUCUUGAUUCUAAAAGAAUUGCAACAGAAUUCUCUUUUUGUCUUGCAAAUCUUAGUUUAUAUCUGACUAUUUGUUGCAUUACUCCACAUGAAAUAAAAGAGUUUAUAUCACAACUAUUUCUUUUUUUCAAAAUUUUUUGUUUGCAUACAGUAUAGCAAUUCUGACUCUUUUUUACUCAAUUCUUAGUUUAUAUAUUGCAAUUCUAACAAUAUAUCUCAAUUCUGAGUUCACAUGUCAAUAAUACGUCUGAAUUUUUCACGUGGCAGAAACAAGCUUCCUCAUUUUCUUUUUCUGUGGAAAACAAAGGGUUUUUAAUUGCUUUGUCAGCUUCUACAUACACAGGUAUUUAAAAAUGAACUAUUUUUGUGCAGAGUAUCUUAAGCUCUGGGCUCAUUCUCCUCCUCUAGUUUGUUUCUUAUUCAUGUCUUUGCCCUUUUCCUUCCUUAUCUUGAAUGUUGUAAUGAUCCUGAUGGUUUCCUGUGAGCCUGUGUAUGUACAGUGCGACACGAGUGACGUUUAAAAUCAAGACAGAGCAACUGCAUGGAAAUAAACACUGAUGCACUGUACCAAA
Carassius gibelio (silver crucian carp) is the source of this 6926-nucleotide messenger RNA. RefSeq names its product mitogen-activated protein kinase kinase kinase 13. Bases 426 to 3320 code for a protein of 964 amino acids. The transcript is spliced from 17 exons. The record is from RefSeq and is a predicted model, not a curated record. NCBI's taxonomy places the organism in Eukaryota, Metazoa, Chordata, Actinopteri, Cypriniformes, Cyprinidae. Gene Ontology annotation, biological process: protein autophosphorylation; JNK cascade. Gene Ontology annotation, molecular function: JUN kinase kinase kinase activity; ATP binding.